GCUUAACUAGCAGUGCCCUCUUCCGAGGCCACAGGGAUUCUGGAGCUGGCUGCUCAGGACCUCUCCUGAGACCAAGAUCCUCCUGAACAGACUUGGCAGGUUUGAACAUGCACUGGCUGUGGAAACUCCAGGGACUCUGCCUCCAAUGGGGGACUUGGAUGCCCCGUCGCACGGUCCACAUUCGGACCAGGCAUCUGGCACCCCUGCAGUGGAGCCACCAGGAAGUUCCUGCCAAAUUUAACUUUGUCAGUGAUGUGUUGGAUCACUGGGCUGACAUGGAGAAGGCUGGUAAGCGACACCCUGGCCCAGCCCUGUGGUGGGUGAAUGGCAAUGGAGAUGAAGUCAAGUGGAACUUCCGCCAGUUGAGUGAACUCAGCCAGCAAGCAGCCAAUGUCCUCUCAAAGGUGUGCAGCCUGCAGCGUGGGGACCGUGUGGCAGUGGUGCUGUCCCGAGUGCCCGAGUGGUGGCUGGUGGUCCUUGGCUGCAUGCGAGCAGGCCUUGUCUUCCUGCCCGGGACCAUCCAGAUGAAACCCAAAGACAUUCUCUACAGGCUGCAGGUGUCUAAGGCCAGGGCCAUCGUGGCUGGGGACGAAGUGGCCCAGGCAGUGGACACUGUGGCACCUGACUGUCCAUCUCUGAAAACGAAGCUACUGGUGUCUGAGAAAAGCCAGGAUGGGUGGCUGGACUUCAAGACACUACUACGGGAAGCCUCGACCACUCAUUGCUGCGUGGAGACUGGAAGCCAGGAAUCAGCCGCGAUCUACUUCACCAGCGGGACCAGUGGCCUUCCCAAGAUGGCAGAACACUCCCACGCAAGCCUGGGGAUCAAGGCCAAGAUGGAUGCUGGAAAAUGGACAGACCUGCAAGCCACUGACAUAAUAUGGACGAUAUCAGACACAGGUUGGAUAGUGAACAUGCUCACCUCAUUCCUGGAACCUUGGACAUCAGGAGCAUGCACAUUUAUUCAUCACUUGCCAACAUUUGACCCACUGGUCAUUCUAAAGGUGCUGUCCAGCUAUCCAAUCAACAGCAUGGUAGGAGCACCCAUUGUUUACCGGAUGUUGCUACUACAGGAUCUUUCCAGUUACAAGUUUCCACAUCUAAAGUACUGCUUCACUGGAGGAGACACCCUCCUUCCAGACACUCUGGAGAACUGGAGGGCCCAGACAGGACUGGACCUCCGAGAAUUCUAUGGCCAGACAGAAACGGGACUGACUUGCAGAGUUUCCAAGACAAUGAAAAUCAAACCUGGCCACCUGGGAACCGCAAUACCCCAUUAUGAUGUGCAGGUCAUAGAUGACAAGGGCAAUGUCCUGCCUCCUGGUACAGAAGGAGAGUUGGGCGUCAGGGUCAAACCCAUCAGGCCUGUAGGCUUCUUCUCUGGCUAUGUGGACAAUCUUGAGAAGACAAUAGCCAACAUUAGAGGGGAUUUCUGGUUGAUGGGAGACCGGGGAAUCAAAGACCAAGAUGGAUAUUUCCAGUUCUUGGGGCGGGCAGAUGAUAUCAUUAACUCCAGUGGGUACCGGAUUGGGCCCUCGGAAGUGGAGAAUGCACUGAUGGAGCACCCGGCUGUGGUUGAGACAGCAGUGAUAAGCAGCCCGGAUCCCAUCCGAGGAGAGGUAGUGAAGGCAUUUGUGGUCCUGGAUCCACAGUUUUUGUCCCAUGACAUGGACCAGCUCACCAAGGAGCUGCAGCAGCACGUGAAGUUGGUGACAGCUCCAUAUAAGUACCCAAGGAAGAUAGAGUUCGUCUUGGACCUGCCUAAGACUGUCACGGGGAAAAUCCAGCGGGCAAAACUUCGAGACAAAGAAAGGAAGAGGUCUGAGCAAGCCAGGGCCCAGUGAGACCUGCAGGGGGGGUUCCUUUGGAUUCCUAUCCUUUUUCUCCUUUAAUUUCCCUUUGAAUCACCUGCUUUCCCUCUGGGGAUACGAGACUCUUUAUGACAAGACAUGAGCUGAUAUUUGUCUUUCCUUGGUUAUUAGUUCAAAAUCUUGCCAUGUUGGCUGUUGAAAAAAGAAAAAGAGGGGAGGAAAGAGGGAGGGGAAAAGAGAGGGAAACAGAGAGAAAGGAAAGAAAAAUGAAAAGAACAAUAGAAACAAA
Molecule: messenger RNA, 2100 nt
Organism: Phacochoerus africanus (Common warthog)
Lineage: Eukaryota; Metazoa; Chordata; Mammalia; Artiodactyla; Suidae
Product: acyl-coenzyme A synthetase ACSM2B, mitochondrial-like
Exons: 14
Coding region: 108-1844 (578 amino acids)
Biological process (GO): acyl-CoA metabolic process; fatty acid biosynthetic process
Cellular component (GO): mitochondrial matrix
Molecular function (GO): fatty-acyl-CoA synthase activity; fatty acid ligase activity
Source: RefSeq, a predicted model, not a curated record